This is a messenger RNA of Iphiclides podalirius (scarce swallowtail), 2142 nucleotides long. The record is from the annotation of a GenBank genome assembly. NCBI's taxonomy places the organism in Eukaryota, Metazoa, Arthropoda, Insecta, Lepidoptera, Papilionidae.
AUGUUCUUCGACGUUGAUGAAGAAGAAUUAGCACCGCAAGAUUUAUUACACGUCGUUAGCCGGGAGCUCUUUGCUUUGUCUUCGAAUUUUGACAGGAAUUACCGCAUAAGGAGUGUUCCAACACAUACAGAAGAUGGUAUACCCAUUAGGAAGAUUUAUGUUUCCAACUUACCUCCAAAAACCACGCGAACAGAACUUUUUGGGAUGUUUGCGCACUAUGGAUUUAUCAAAAGCUGCUGGUUAAGAAUGGGGGAUAGGGGCCCAAACAAGUCUCCAAUGCCUACGUACGCCUUUAUAACAUUCAGUAAUCCUGCUGACGCUCACAAGGCACUGCAAGCUCCAUUCCAUGAAAAACAACUUCGCGGGCGUAGUUUGCGAAUUUCGCCAGCUGAUAGUUGGCAUCAACCGGCUGAAGAUGCUGAUGGUCAGGUGCAAUGGAGGCCAAAUGAUCAGCUGUACAAGAACCUAACUGCGGCACCAACUAGCUAUGAAGGGCGUCGACAAAAUGGUAUAAGUCUGUCUGGUAUGUCUAGUCAAGCAGUGAUAGAAACAAAAGCACAAGGUGUCUGUUCUGUAAAUGGUAUUUUGCAGCCUGUAGAGCAGCAUUCAGAUUGCUAUGAAACUUAUACCAUAUUGGAUAUUCUCAAUAUGGAUUGCAUGCAUCAUAUUUUAUCAUACAUAACUCUAAGAGAUCUUAUACUGUCGGAGAGAGUCAGUAAGAGGUGGCAGAUUACUGUCCAAGAAUAUAUACUGAGUAUUCGUGUUUACAAAACAUCAUGGUGGCAGCAUGUUCCAAUAACCAUGACCACAGCUGUGCUGAGAAGGUUAUUACAAAGAGUGGGCAAUUCUUUAGUACGCCUUCACAUAGAUCAUAACUGGUCAGCUCUUAACGACCGUACAGCUCACACUAUUGGCAAGUAUUGUCCCAACCUUGAAGAAUUAAAGGUUGUCGGUAUGCAUACAAAAAAUUGGAAUCCAUUAAUUUAUGGUUGUAAGAACUUAAAGAAUGUGGGAUUUAUUUCAUGUAAUAAGCUCAACGACUCGAGUCUGAUACACCUUGUGAAAAACGAAACGCCCGUAGAGCAGUUGCUCGUUGCGAAUAACACCCAUGUAACGGGUCUGUUCCUGACCGGCUUGAACAAUAGAAAGCUGACCUCGCUCUCCUUCUACAACUGCUACAGCCUGCAGGGUGCCGUGUUGAGCGCUGCCAUAGACACGCUGCCCACGAUCACAACCCUCCGACUGGACGUCUGCCCCGUCUCCAUAUGGAAGAUCAUCCCGCUGAUAAUGAAAAAGCUACCGAAGCUGGUAGAGCUGUCACUCAGCGAGUACACCUCGCUGAGUAUAUGUCUCACCCGCUUCGAGGUCGAGGACUUCUGCAACAGCCUGUCGGUGAUGAAGAAUCUGAGGGUGAUAAACUUCAGCCGGAACGUCUACAUCAGCAAUGUGGUGUUGAAGCAAAUCGCGCGCACCUGCUCGAAGCUGCAGUCGCUGAAUAUAUCGUGCUGUAACGCAGCGAAAGACGUUGUACCAGCCGGCUUCCCGGGGCACCGCUACGCCAAGGGCGUAUCCGACGAGGGCCUGGCGGCGGUGUUCCGCUCGUGCCCGGGCAUCGCCUACCUGGACGUGUCGUACCUGGCCGGGCUGACGGACGAGGGGCUGGCGCAGGCGGCGCGGCUCGGCUCGCUGGAGGUGCUCACCGCGCGCGGCACGCCCACGCUCUCCUCGCAGCCGUUCGCGCUCUGCCUCGCCUCGUGCCACCGUCUCAGGGAAAUCGACGUGUGCGGUUGCGAUGGGGUGUCCGAGGAGAUAGUGGUGGCGGCUCGACGGGCCGUAGAAGCCCAUCCGAGGAAGCUGUUACUAAUGGUAGCGAAUACCCCGGCGAGCGAACCGCAGGAUUUACCAGAACAUAAGCUGCUAACUGUUAACACCGAAACCGACCUCUGCAAUCCACACUUGCGCCCUGACUUCAUAGAUCAAAUAUUUGAAGACAGCUCCGAUGACUCAUUAGAUGACUUGUACGAUGAUGAUUUGGAUUUCCUAGAUGCAGAUGAUGAUGAUGACGAUUUUUUCGACGAGGAAAUGGAAAACAUCGAGGGCAUAUUUCGACUGGGACUUCAACCAGAUGAUGUGUUGCUUUUG